AUGGCAAGAUCUCGUGGAAGGCAUUUGCUCUGCUGGAGUGUCGUCGGCCUCGCCGCCGUCGCAGCCACCGCCUUUGUCACACCGCUCCAGCAUGCGCCCUCGACAAGCGCGGGUCAAGGUCUUUUGGGGCAUCGCGCGGCGUGGCGCGCGGAGGCCCCCCGGCAGGCUCAGGAUUCCGGGCGGUCCUUGGCUGCUCCCUUGUGUCUGCUGCUCCUAGCCUAUGCGGCACGCAGCGCCACUCGCCAACCUGCAAAAGGCUGCACCAAGCCCGCUGUAGUGAUGCUCUCGGCGCCCGCUGACUUGUCGCCAGCUCCAGAAUCGUCGGUACACAUCUGUACUCCGAGCUGCAGCCAUCACGUGGGACAAGCUCCGGCGCCCCAGGUGGAGACGGUACCGCCUCCGCCGACAAUGCAAUUGACGAGCAACGGAGCACAUCGCGGAUCGGCUAGGGCCGGGCCUUCGCAACUCGACCUCGGUGCCGCUUUCAGCGCCGGCACUUGCAAUUGCGAUGCCUGCAGCCCUGAAGGAGUCGACUCCGUGAUGCCCGCCGUGCCGGAGGCAGCUCCCGCUGUUGCAACAGCUGCUCCUACAGCUGCUCAG
This is a messenger RNA of Symbiodinium sp. CCMP2456, 600 nucleotides long. NCBI's taxonomy places the organism in Eukaryota, Dinophyceae, Suessiales, Symbiodiniaceae. The record is from the annotation of a GenBank genome assembly.